Molecule: messenger RNA, 3312 nt
Organism: Gilbertella persicaria
Lineage: Eukaryota; Fungi; Mucoromycota; Mucoromycetes; Mucorales; Choanephoraceae
Exons: 8
Coding region: 20-3292 (1090 amino acids)
Biological process (GO): tRNA methylation
Cellular component (GO): cytoplasm
Molecular function (GO): protein binding
Source: RefSeq, a predicted model, not a curated record
GUUUCUUUUUCUUAUUGCGAUGGCAAGCCUUGCUUCUUUUGGGGACAAGUCUAUAGAAAAGGACAUCUAUGCUGGUAUUGUUACUAGCCUCACCUUCCAUAACGACUCUAUAUUGUUAGUUGGCCACGGCCCCUUUUUAAAAGUAUAUAAUGUUCGAACGGGAAAUUUGUUGACCAACAAAUGCAUUUUGCCCGCAAACCGUAUUCAUCGGAUUGUUCUCGCACCUCAUGUUGUGAAUAACAAUGAAAUGGAAAUAAGACAACUUGCUGUAUUUGGAUCAAAAUUCAUCUCGAUCCUUGAACUGAAAACAAACCAACAAGAGGCACAUAUUAGCAUCAGACAAUCUAUUGGGCCUUUCAAAGAUUGGAUCAUGGAUGCACAAUGGUUUUAUGACGAUCAAGAGAGAUCUCAUCCAACCAAGAUGACACUUGUCUAUGGUCAUAACAAUGUCGAGAUUUAUGACUUCAAGUCUUCCAUACCUAAAUUGUUAUACUCAGCACAAUGUGAAGUUCGAUGUAUCUUAUAUUCGGCCAGAAUUUAUGGACAUUCAGCUGAAACAUUGAUUAUUGCUUCAGGCACUGUAUUUAAUCAAGUGCAUCUUUGGAAACCACAUGAAAAGAAUGAACAAGACGAUGCUGUUGUAUAUAAACAGUUAAUUGGUCAUGAAGGUGUCAUUUUUGGUGUACGAUUCAAUCAAGAUGCUAGUCAAAUCAUUAGUGUAUCUGACGAUAGAACUAUUCGACUUUGGUCGCUCAAUGAUGAAAAAAGCAAACCUCUCGUUUUAUUUGGCCACACAGCUCGAGUAUGGGAUUGUCAAUUUGUGGAUGAUUAUCUUGUCAGUAUAUCCGAAGAUUCAACAUGUCGAGUCUGGAGGAAUUCCCUUAAUGCAAAUGAAGACGAUGAGGACGAUGGAGACUGUAUUGCCUGUUGGGAAGGUCAUGCCAGUAAAAAUGUAUGGAGCUGUGCUAUCAAUCCUGAAAACAAAAUUGUAGCCACAGGAGGACAAGAUUCUGGUAUUCGUUUAUGGUCCUUGAGUUCUAUUAAAAACAACAAGAUUGACUCAGAAGAUGACUUGGUGGCUUUCCCAUUGCCACAAGAUAGAAAUAAGGAUAAUAUCCGUAAUUUUGUGAUUACAAAAGACAGGUGUAUUAUUGCUGCUACAACUGAAGGAUACCUUUUAAAAUGCAAUGCUACAGAACUGCCUUAUGCAUGGAAAGAAAUACAACAUGAUGAGUCCUAUAGAAAUUAUGCCAUCAUGAAAAACUCAGACUGUGGAAGAGUCGUUGUUGUGGGCAACAUCUUUGGCGAUCUUGUCAUCAUUAGUCCUGCAGAUGCAUUCGAGCCUUUUAAAAUUACUGCUCAUAAGCAAAAGUUAUUUGAAAUUUUUAUUGAACCUUCAUCAGAUGAAAAUAUUCUCUAUGUGGUCUCCAAUGGAUACAAUGACAGUGUGUUAUUCCAUCGCCUAGAUUUGUCUGGAGACAAGCCUGUUAUUCAAACACUGUUUGAUUUAGAAAUGCCUGCUGAACGAACCACAGUCAUGUCACUGGGAUAUGCUGAAGAUAAAAAGAUUCUGAUUUGUGGAUCUAGAGAAUCUGCACUGUUAGUAUAUCGUCUUCCUUGUCAUACCACUGUUCCUGAAGGCAAUAUCAUCAAUUUGAAGCCAGCACUGCAACUAAGACGGUCUCAUGGCAAACAAGCCAUUACAAGUGUAUUGAUAAAAAAGACUAUGGAUUCUUUAGACGAAGAAGACAGUAUUGUUUUUUGGACAACAGGACGUGAUGGAUGCUAUAUUCAGUACAGACUUGGCUUAUUACACAGUACUGAUGAGCAAGUUCAAGAAACUCAAUCUGGUAUUGCUAGUCAAGGAGAUAUGACGCUUUCGGGACAUGAUAUGAUUCUUGAAAAGCUGUAUAGAAAUCGAGUGACAAAGGGUACUUUGGAAGGAUCGUUGAUAUUGGAUGGUGAGCUCUUAUUGAUGGGGUUCUUUCGAAAGAAUUUCUUUAUUUAUAACGAAAAGAAGAACUUUGUUAUGGUUGCUAUCAAUUGUGGUGGAGGACAUCGACGUUGGGGGUUUAACACACUAGAUGUUAAGCUCAACAAAUCUUCUUUUGCAUUUAUCCGUAAAGAAGUCUUGUAUGCUUACCUCCGAGAUACUUCCAGUACAACAGAUGGCUUUAAUGAUAGCAUUCUUCAAACCAAUUACCAUGGGCGUGAAGUACGUGCUAUUCGAUUUCUCCCUUUGUUGUCUGACAGUCAUUCUUUAUUGUUUGCUACUGGUGGCGAGGAUACUAUUCUUCGUAUUCAACAAUAUAUGCCUCAAUACGCAAACAAACUCUAUACACAUGUCAACAUCCGUAAACAUACUACUGUUAUCAAGAGUAUUGAUUUCAGCCAGGGCAUAUCUUCCUUGUUGUUUUCGAGUGGUGGCCUUGAAGAGCUUCGUUGUUGGAAAGUAGAAGCGCAGCCUUCCAAAACUCCUGGUGGAAUUGUUAGUCUCAACUGCCUUGAGGUAGCCACUUGCCCUGCACUCUCUGAAGAUAUUGAAACAAGAAUCAUGGACACCACUGCGUUUGCUAUUGAUUCUAAGCGUGGUUUGCAUAUCAUUGGUGCUGUUUAUUCUGAUGCCAUGAUUCGAUUUUGGUUGUUUAAUGAAACCACACGUAAAUUUUCAUUGAUUGCAGAUGGUACAUGGCAUGCCAAAUGUAUCUUACAGAUCACACAUGUCAAGCGUGAGGAUGGCAUUUAUUUCUUUACUUCAGCUACAGACGGAAGAGUAGCUGUCUGGGAUAUCAGUGAUGACCUUUAUACUGCUAUUACAAGCAAUGAACAGCUAGAAAUUGAGCCUACAAAAGCAGCAUUCAGACUGUCUGAACCUGCCUUUCAUUACAGUGUGCACAUGUCUGGUGUUAACGCGCUUGAGACAGUCCUGUUUGGCAAAGAUGUUCUUGUUGUGACUGGUGGGGAAGACAAUGCAGUGUCAAUAGCUAAGAUAGAAAUUAAUGAUCAAUAUGUUCAAUUGAUUGGGAAGCCUUUUAUUGUCCCUCAUGCACAUGCGUCUUCUGUUACUGGUAUCAAGUACAUGGAUAAUGCUGUAUUUACGACAUCUACAGAUCAAAGACUCAAUAUAUGGCAUGUUGAUCCUCAAGAAGUAUCGUUAAUAUUAAAGAGUGCAAUGUAUAUGGAUGUUCCUGAUCCUUCUGCAUUGGAUGCUGUUGUUUUCAAUGAUGAUGUCCAUGUUGCUAUUACUGGUGUUGGCCUUCAAAGUAUUAGAUAUCCUCAGCAAAACAAAUAGAAAUAUAAGAUAAAAUAAAA